Nerophis ophidion (straightnose pipefish) is the source of this 3418-nucleotide messenger RNA. It is a transcript of the gene stx8, whose product is annotated as syntaxin 8. Lineage: Eukaryota; Metazoa; Chordata; Actinopteri; Syngnathiformes; Syngnathidae. The record is from RefSeq and is a predicted model, not a curated record. Gene Ontology annotation, cellular component: endomembrane system; SNARE complex. The transcript has 8 exons. Gene Ontology annotation, molecular function: SNARE binding; SNAP receptor activity. The coding region runs from base 103 to 843 and encodes 246 amino acids. Gene Ontology annotation, biological process: vesicle fusion; intracellular protein transport.
CUCACAGCGACCUGUAGUGACGUCACACCCAAAACAAAGCGAUUUACAACCGGGUGAUUCGAGCGAGUGGAUCUUCUCUUAAAACCAUUUUCCCCCUACGAAAUGUCACAGGAUGCCUGGUUACAAAAUUAUGACGCUACUUGUCGGCUGGCACAAGAAAUUGCUGAAAACAUCCAUGAACGGAACAGGCAGCAAAGGACAGGGGGUAACCCCGCCAAGAUCAACAUGACACUACGGGCGUCGUUGCAGAAGCUCAAACAGAAUAUCGCCCAGCUUAAAGAGAGCUUGUUGAGGGCUUCAUCAUCACGGGCGCAUGUAUCCUUUUUUUUUUCUCUCUUAAUGCAGUCAGAAGGUGACCGGCGACAGAAUCUCAUUGACGACUUGCUGACCAGGGAGAAACAGCUCAAUGCCACAUUCAAAGGCGAUGUCGCAGAGCCCGGACCUUCCAGAUCCACCUUAAUGGCAGGAGGAGCAGGAAUGAGCGAAGAAGUCACAGCAAACCCGUGGCUCAUUAAUGAAACAGAGGAAACCAAGGGCUUGACUUUUGGAGAGAUUAAACAGCAGCAACAACGAAUCGUGGAAGCCCAGGAUGCAGGUUUAGAUGCACUAGCAGCCGUCAUCAGCAGACAGAAGAUCAUGGGACAGGAGAUUGGCAAUGAGCUGGAUGAACAAAACGAAAUCAUCGAUGACCUCGCGCAUCUCGUGGACAAGACAGAUGGCCGCAUUCAUAACGAGACACGACGGGUGAAGCUCGUGGAGAAAAAGUCAGCGUCUUGUGGGAUGCUGGUGGUGAUCGUGCUGCUUCUUAUUGCCAUCAUCAUGGUCGCCGUGUGGCCUGUAUAGCGUUAGGAGUGGACCUGUGCUGGACGACUACUUGGAUUUACACGGACAACGCAGCUAAGAUUAUAUUAUUAAUGUGUUUAAUUGAGUCAUUCUGGGAAUCAUUUUUCACACUUGCAAUACAACUGCAAUAUUGUCAUAUGUUUUGUUGUAAGCAAAGCCUCUCUUAAAGCAACAUGCUCUUGAAUUACUAACAUAAAUUUCUUCCGUCACUGUUAAAGAAAUCACAGCAAUAAUUUCAAAUAAAUUACAUUUACACAAAAAAAAAAAUCCCAAAGAUCCUGUUUUAAAUCGGUGUUUUUAAACCAUUGCUAGCCCGCGGCAAAAAAUAUGUCAAAGACUGUUAAAAUGGGAGCCAUCGCCUCCCUGCUUGGAACUCAACAUCAAGGGUUGGAAUUGGGGGUUAAAUCACCAAAAUGAUUCCUGAGCGCGGCCACCGCUGCUGCUCACUGCUCCCCUCACCUCCCAGGGGGUGAAAGAAGGGGAUGGGUCAAAUGCAGAGGGUAAUUUCACCACACCAAGUGUGUGUGUGUGUGUGUGUGUGUGUGUGUGUGUGCGUGCGUGUGUGUGCGUGUGUGUGUGUGUGACUAUCGUUGGGACUUUAACUUUAACUUAACUUUAAAGGCCUACUGAAACCCACUACUAGUUUAUUUAUCAAUGAUAAAUAUAUUAACAUUGCAACACAUGCCAAUACAGCCUUUUUAGUUUACUAAAUUGCAAUUUUAAAUUUCCCGCUAAGUGUCCUGUUGAAAACGUCGCGGUAUGAUGACGCUUGCAUUUGACGUCACCGGUUGUAGCGGACAUUUUUUCCAGCCCGAACCAAGCUAUAAGUAGUCUGCUUUAAUCGCAUAAUUACACAGUAUUCUGGACAUCUGUGUUGCUGAAUCUUUUGCAAUUUGUUCAAUAAAUAAUGGAGGAGUCAAAGUAGAAAGAUGGAGGUGGGAAGCUUUUAGCCUUUACCAACACAAACACAGCCGGUGAUUCCUUGUUUAAAAUUCCCGAAGGUGAAGCUUUACUAUAGAACAGAGCGGUCAAGCGAACAUGGUUCCCGACCACAUGUCAACUAGCAGGUUUCGGUGAGAAAAUUGUGGUAAUAAGUCGGCUCUUACCUUAGUUAUGAGCGGAGCUUGCGUCCUCCUGCAGCUGCGUGGCUUCCCUCAGAGACACUGGUGGUCGCCACACCCCUCCGACUUUCAGGUACCAUAUAAUCUCACUAAAGCACUAGUAACACAAUAAGUCGAUAAGGGAUUUUCCAGAAUUAUCCUAGUAAAUGUUUCUAAUAACAUCUGAAUCGCUCUCACUGCCCUCGCCUUUUUUUUUUUUUUUUUUUUUUUACUUUUUUUCUAGUCCUUCACUCUCACUAUCCUCAUCCAGGAAUCUUUCAUCCUCGCUCAAAUUAAUGGGGAAAUUGUCGCUUUCUCGGUCCGAAUCGCUCUAGCUGCUGGUGGCUAUGAUUAUAAACAAUGUGAGGAUAUGAGGAGCCCUACAACCCGUGUCGUCACGCGCACAUCGUCUGCUACUCUCGGUACAGGCAAGGCUUUUUUAUCAGCGACCAAAAGUUGUGAACUUUAUCGUGGAUGUUCUCUACUAAAUCCUCAUCAAAUAUGACACAUAGAAUGGACCUGUUAUCCCCGUUUAAAUAAGAAAAUCUAAUUUCAGUAGGCCUUUAACUUCUCAGCUGUGGUCUGUUUGGUACACAGUGGUAAUACACUUUUCCACCACUUGUGGCAGUAAUGACUAUGUGAAAUAAACAGAGCAAGUCUGGAGCUAAAGUCAUAGAGGUUUUGUAAGUGCAAACAUUAAGAUUAUUUUAGUUUAUUUAUUUUAGCACAACAUUGAAACUUUUACUAGUAGUUUGCACAAUACAGUACAUAUUCCAUACAAUUGAUCACUAAAUGGUAACACCCGAAUAGGUUUUUCAACUUGCUUAAGUCGGGGUCCACGUUAAUCAAUUCAUGGUAAACAUCAUAUAUCCAUCCAUCCAUUUCUACCGCUUAUUCCCUUUUUGGAGUCGCGGGGGGCGCUGGCGCCUAUCUCAGCUACAAUCGUAUAUUUGAAUUUAUUUUCCUUUAGUUAUUUAUGAGUCCCUUCUUAUGCAGUAUUUUUAGUCAGUACUUUGUUUUCUACUCAGCCUGACCUAAGCCUAAGGUUCAGGUGUUAAAUAAAUGAUCAUAUUUGUCCAUCCAUCCAUUUUCCUACCGCUUAUGAUCAUAUUUGUGAUUAACAAAUUGUUUCCUAUCAUUUGACAAAGUUGUAAACUCACUAGGUUACAUUUUAUCACUGAAUAUGAUUCAAAUCAAUAUUAAGAUGACUAAUUCACUGAGUUUGAAUGGGGCCACAGGCCCCCUCCGUAGUAGAAAAGCUGGGCCCCAAGGUCAAAAAGGUUAAGAACCCCCGUUUUAAAUGAAGACUUCAUUGUAUUUAAGAGGGGCGGCUGCAGGGCUACAUUUCUAAUAACUGGCAUUUCAACAUUUUUCAAAUAUUUGCAUAAAAACAGUAAAAAAAAAGCAUUAUUUUUCAGUGUAACAAGAGUUUUAUUUGAAAAUCUGCCUUUAGGUCUACCAGCUUGGUAUGUUCA